AGUGGGAUGUGCUCGGAUAAAAUGAGACGAAUGCAUGUCGAAUAACUGCAGGUUUCGCUUUUUUUAAGUGUAUAACUAUAAUGCGACUUUUAAGUUCUCACGUAUCCCAUGUGAUAUAGUGUGAAUGCAGUGAUGUAAUUCGCCAGCCCUGCAAAGCUCCCCUCCUGAGACAAUACUAUGCCUCUGGAUGAGGGUCCUGCACCCACUGCUGAAGAUGCAGACAGGGAGCAUACUGACAUGGCCAGUAGGCCCAGCAGUGUGGAACAGCCUGUUGCUGGUCCCUCAAACACCUCCCAGCGACAGGGUUUCUGCAGUUACUGUCAGGUUCUUUACAACAGUGUCGAGCAGCACAUCGCCAGCUCAGGGCACAAGGAGGUGGUGCAACGUGCAGCAAGAGCAAAUGUGUCCCCUGGAGGCUUGAUGGAAAGAUUUCUCAGAGAUGUUCUUCAGCAUCAUCCCCACUGCUACAAUGACACACGGCCCACCCAUGCUGACCUACCAUUCCUGAGCACCCUGCCCAUCCCAAAAGAAGAGUUAUCUGAGCUGCACUGUGGAUCAGAGCAUGAUGGGCUCUCUGUUGGGACUCGAGAGGACAUGCCCAGCUCUGAUGAUGAAUCCUGUCAAAUUGUGCAGGCAGAAGCCACCUCUUACAGGAGUACACAUCAGCAACAAGCAGGCACUUCUGCAGCUGGGCCAAUGGAUUUUGUUUCAGAAACACAUUCAAGAACUAGUAUUAAAUCAGGAAAAGUAAAAAAUGAACCACCUGUUCCUGAAAAGUAUUCCCCCACACAGGGGUUCUUUCAUAGGACUAGUGGUGAUUCAGCUGUAGACAAACAACACACAUCACAACAGUUAACACAGACUCCACAAACCCAACCCUGUGAACAACCAGGCAGCUCACAUACUCUUCUUGUAACCCAACAUGGAUCUUCUCAUGUUCAGCACAGGAAAGCACACAGAAAAACCAACAGGCACAGAAAAAACAGUAAUUCAAGUCUAGGAUCUCCUGCUUCACCAGCCACAAAGUGCAUUACCUCAAAAGCUCCUCAUGGCCAAUCACAGCCAGCACUCGCUGAACCUGUAGUGGAGUUCUCUGUGCUACCAUCCAGGAAGGAUUCACAAAGGGAAUGGAUGUAUAGUAAUGAAUCAGACCAAAUAUGUAAAGUGAUUGAGGAGGUUAUUGAGAGGCAUUGUUAUGGCCGCAGUCCAAAAUCUAACCAACCGGAGGAGGAGAGCGUUUUUCACUUUAGUCUGCGCUCAAGAAGUGAGUCAAAGGAUAGCGAAGAAUGGGACAAUGCCUUGCAAAUAACUGAGAAGAAACCUACAACUGAGGAGAAACAUCUAGCAGGUCUCAGGCAAAUACAUAUAAACCUCGAAGAUGAAGGGUACAAAUCCCAGCUGGACACAGCUCUGAACACUGUUUUAGAAGGUGAACAGGCAGAACCAAAGGAAGUCAAGGAGAGCAAAGUUGAGGAAAUUAUUCCAGAUCUUCCUCACAUCCCUCCUUCUUUUGUUGGAAAGACAUGGACACAGGUUAUGUUUGAGGACGAUUUAAAAAUAGAGCAGAUGGUGAAAGAGUUUCGACAGGGCCAGUUCCGUUGCUAUUUUGACAGCGAGUCCCUGGCUAAGUUUGGUAAACGUUGCCGGAAAGGAAAAAGGACCAAGAAACGAGAGAAAAUCGUUGAUGACAUUGAGUUUAAAGAUGUUUUGCCACUUGCAGAGCACUACGAAGAGGAUGAAAAACGUUUACCAGUAUUUAGAAAGACAAGGCAUAAAAUAUAUAGGAUGGCUUCUCGCUGCCAAGUGGUGAAGGUCAGCCAUGGAACACAAACUGCACCCCUGAGCUACCCUGUGGUUCGGAGACAAACCUUGACUGAAGCUAGGAGCUUGCACACCAAACCUCAUUUUCAAAAGGACCGGAGUCCUGAAAGGACCCCAGAUAUGACAACUAGACUGUGUGCACUCAAGCUUCCUGCAUCAUACUGUAAGAUCAUGAGUCCUGUACAGCCCAAAACUGUGGUCUACGUCCUUUCUUCUCCAGAUGCUGGGCAGGGCACCUUGAAGCCAGCUCUAAUUAAAAGAAUUGGCAGAAAACGGAAGUCAAACGAUGAGGAAUGUACACCUAAAUACAAGUACAAGAAGACCCCUCUUAAGUAUUAUGAUCCACUGACAAACAGAAUCCUCAAGACCCCACCAAGAAGCACGCCCUCUACCCCCAUGACCAAAUCACUCUCCCAUGUUCGACAGUUAUUUCGCAGUCUUAGUCCAGACAUCAACAAGGAAUUCCCUGGUUCAGUGCAGGGACGGUCACCCAGAGGCUCUAAGAAGGACAGUAGUGUCAUGGCCGAUCUUUGUCCAUCUACUUCUGGCUCCUGUCUGAACAGCAGUGGUCCGUCUGAGCCCGGCUCUUCCCAGUCCAGCAGCCGGAGGGCUCUGUUCAGCCAUUCCUCCAUCUCCACUAGCAGCUAUUUCUUUGGGCACAUAAGGUCAUCUGCUUCUCAUAGCUCCUCAAAGGCAAAGGCGUCCUCCUAUGCAGGUAGUUCUCUCAAAGUUGAAGGGACUAUGCAAGCAGAGGACCAUGCUCAAGCACACAAGGACCAACCUCCAGUCAGGCGUCGCAAACAGAGUCCAAGAGUCACAGAAAAAACUCUGACUCCUGCGAAGAAGCCAUCAGCACCACCAUACAGGACCAAAAGAAAGUCAGCCAAAGCUAGAGCAAAGUCAGGGAACAUUCUUCAACAGCGUUUAAGCACCCGUAUAGCUGCGGGGUGUAGAGUGUCUCCACGGAAUAAGACUCCAACCAGGGCUUCAGCAAGAUCAAGUUCCUAUACAUUGGAUACGUAGCUCCGUGCUGGACUUCUGGACUCACUACCUAUUGUAGGUUUCACUAUAGGGCUCUGUGCAAUUAAGUCCAUAACAAAACAGGGCUGGCAUAGACAGUAAAUAAAUUCAAUAAAACCAGCGUAUUAGCCUAGCCUAUUUUGCAUUACCUAAAGACAUGUGGGCAGAGAGCCCAUUCUGAUCUCUGUUUAUCAAAUUCUGUAUAAUUUUGCACAGUUGGGUUUUUAGGUACAUUUUGUGUUCAUUUUGUCUGUAUUUCUUGUUUUUAGUCAAAUUGUGCAUUUUUAAGGGUUAUGGGGAAAUAUUUGUAUGUUUUUAUAGACAUUUUUAUCUUAUGGUUAAAUAUGUAACUUGCAUAAUAAAGUUUUUAUUUAAAAUUAAA
Messenger RNA from Trichomycterus rosablanca, 3223 nucleotides. RefSeq names its product zinc finger, DBF-type containing 2 (gene zdbf2). Lineage: Eukaryota; Metazoa; Chordata; Actinopteri; Siluriformes; Trichomycteridae. Gene Ontology annotation, molecular function: zinc ion binding; nucleic acid binding. The transcript has 7 exons. The record is from RefSeq and is a predicted model, not a curated record. Bases 178 to 2844 code for a protein of 888 amino acids.